Hemicordylus capensis (graceful crag lizard) is the source of this 2093-nucleotide messenger RNA. RefSeq names its product elaC ribonuclease Z 1 (gene ELAC1). The record is from RefSeq and is a predicted model, not a curated record. Gene Ontology annotation, molecular function: 3'-tRNA processing endoribonuclease activity. The coding region runs from base 443 to 1537 and encodes 364 amino acids. The transcript is spliced from 6 exons. NCBI's taxonomy places the organism in Eukaryota, Metazoa, Chordata, Lepidosauria, Squamata, Cordylidae. Gene Ontology annotation, cellular component: nucleus.
GCCUGCGAAGUCACGCAAAAGGACGACGUCGCCCGUGAGAGUUAGCAGUAGCGCCUCUUAUCCUUGCUGCAGCGUGGAAGAUUAAGUUAGGGUCAAGGAAACUCGGCUUCCAGGUCGCUAGGUUGACUGCCGAGCAGGAGAGAGACUGUGUGUGUGAGAGAAGUGCACCGGCAAAGAAUAUCCGAAGACAAAUAAGUGUGGAACUCCAAGUAACAGUUUUGAUCUGAAUCCUGUUAAACUAGAAAUGGGAGGAGAGAUGGUCUUGUGGUAGCAAGCAUGGAUUAUCCUCUUUACGGGGGAAGAAAAGGAGUACUCUGAAAUUGAAGAUUGUCAAUUUCUUAAUUGGCUACUGUAGCUGUGCCUUCAAGAGCAGCUUGAUGUGUGGAAAUCGGAAGGGGAAAGCUUUUCACUACACAGAGUUGAUGCAUUGAUUUGAGGGGAGAUGUCGAUGGAUGUAACUUUUCUGGGAACGGGUGCUGCAUAUCCCUCUCCAACCAGAGGAGCCUCUGCUACAGUGGUCCGGUUUGAAGGAGAAUGCUGGCUGUUUGAUUGUGGCGAGGGGACACAGACCCAGUUCAUGAAAAGCCAUCUGAAAGCAGGUAGAAUUACCAAAAUCUUCAUAACUCAUCUUCACGGGGACCAUUUCUUUGGCCUCCCGGGGCUUCUGUGCACAAUCAGUCUUCAGAGUAGUCCUGCUACAAACAAGCCACCAGUUGAAAUUUACGGACCACUUGGCCUCAGGAGCUUCCUCUGGAGAACUAUGGAGCUCUCCCACUCGCAGCUUCUUUUCCCUUACGUUGUCCAUGAGCUGGUGCCGACGCUGGAUCAGUGCCCUGACGAAGAACGGAAAGAACAGUCUUUUGUGGACAGAGAUGAGGUCUCGCCUGAAAAGCUGCAAGGAAAUACUAUUUGUCUGGACCCUGUAGAAGACUCCUACACCUUGGUGGACAAUGAACAGUUUGUGAUGAAGGCAUUCAGAUUAUUUCACCGCAUACCUUCCUUUGGAUUUCUAGUGGAGGAGAAGCCACGAGCUGGCAGACUGAAUGUCCAGAAGCUGAAAGAACUUGGAGUUCAACCAGGCCCUUUAUAUGGUCAACUGAAAGAUGGCUCUACAAUUGUUCUAGAAAACGGGACCACAAUUUCUCCAUCGGAUGUCCUAGAAAACCCUCUCCCUGGAAGGAAAAUUUGCAUUUUAGGAGAUUGUUCUGGUGUUGUUGGUGGAGGAGCAGCGAUGCUUUGUCACGAAGCAGAUUUGUUGGUUCAUGAAGCCACAUUGGAUGACACUCAAGCAGACAAAGCCAAGGAGCAUGGUCACAGCACUCCAAAAAUGGCCGCAGAGUUCGCGAAGUUGUGUAAAGCUAAGAAGCUGGUUUUGUCUCACUUCAGUCAGAGGUAUAAGCCAGCUACUCAGAUCGGUGAAGGAGAUGUGGAUGUAAUGGAACUGAAGAGGCAAGCAGAGUUGGUGUUGGACGGGCAAGAAGUAGUAUUAGCGGAGGAUUUUAUGACAAUAGAUAUUCCAAUUAAAAAACAAAGAUAAUGCUACCUGCCUACAUAUGGAAGAAGUUAACUUGUUGGAUAUAUUAAAUCUACAGCCGUAGCAAGCUUUCAGAUUAGUUUCAUAAGGCCCAGUUGAAGUGGGUUGGUUAAGGACCCUUUGGUCUUAAUGGGCUUUGAACUUCCUUUCUUAGCAUCCAGUUCUGCACAACACAAUACACCUUUAAUUCCUUAAUAAUGUCAACAAUGAUUGAAGGUGUUCCCUAGACAUCAAAAGAAGAGGUACCUUUUAAGCUUAACCCUCAAAUCAACUUCAAGUGCACAUUAAUCAAUCAGAUUGGAAUUAAGGCUGUAGUUUUUUAUUCACUUACGUGGGAGAAAGCCCCACUGAAACCAGGAUGACUAACUUUUGAGUAAACAUGUUUAGAAUUGGGAUGCGUUUGUUUAGCUGAGGGUUUUGGCCUCUUAAAGUUAAGGGUGUGCCAAGGGUGUUAAAAGAGGUAUUAUCAUAACUGAGUUUGAACAGUCAGCAUUUUCUAGGUGGAUGUAAUGGCUUUAUGUUAAAAAUGCAAACUAAUAAAGGAUUUAUAUUUAUGCCA